Messenger RNA from Corythoichthys intestinalis (scribbled pipefish), 5597 nucleotides. It is a transcript of the gene supt6h, whose product is annotated as SPT6 homolog, histone chaperone and transcription elongation factor. Bases 142 to 5364 code for a protein of 1740 amino acids. Gene Ontology annotation, molecular function: DNA binding; nucleosome binding; histone binding. Gene Ontology annotation, cellular component: transcription elongation factor complex. Gene Ontology annotation, biological process: transcription elongation-coupled chromatin remodeling; transcription elongation by RNA polymerase II; nucleosome organization. Lineage: Eukaryota; Metazoa; Chordata; Actinopteri; Syngnathiformes; Syngnathidae. The record is from RefSeq and is a predicted model, not a curated record. The transcript has 37 exons.
AAGUCGUGCCCGGCAUCCCGGAAGCCAUCACGCCGUCCGCCAUUUUUCUCUCAAUCGCACACACAAAACACUGAAAUCAGAUUUUUCUUUUUUCUUCAAGACUUCUCUCCGCAGAGAGACGGCCGGACGCGAACAGCAGUCAUGUCAUUCUUCAUCGAAAGCGAGGCCGAGGAGUCUGAGGAGGAGUUUGAAGAGAAAGACCUGAAGCCCAAGAAGGUUCAGCAGUUCAUGGAGGAUGACGAUGAAGAGGAAGAGGAGAACACGGAAGACCAGGACGAGCGUGGCAACCUGCGUGGGCUUAUUGAUGACGGUGAGGUGGAGGAAGAAGAGAACGAAGGUCAAAAGAGUGCGAGCGCAGAUGGGAGCGACUCGGAGGAGGAAGUCAGGCAUCGGCGCAAAAAGCGAAAUUACAAUGAUCUAGAUGAAGAUGACCUUGACCUCAUUGAGGAAAACUUGGGAGUCAAAGUCAAGAGGAAGAAGAAGAAAUACGACCGUGUGAAAACGCUGGACGAUGACGACGACGAUGAGAAGGACCUGAUCUUUGAUGAAAUCUUCCACGGCGACGCGGAGGGCGAGCUGGAGGAUGGCGAGGCCGUCCACGAGUCGCUCCAGCAGGCUGACGACGAAGAGGAAGGAGAGGAAGAGGAAUCUGAUAUUGACGACUUUAUCGUGGAUGAUGAUGGACAACCCAUCACAAAGAAGAGGGGCAAGAAAUUCUCCGGAUACACAGACGCAGCCCUUCAGGAGGCGCAGGAGAUCUUCGGCGGGGACUUUGACUUUGCUGAAUUCGACGUCGAUGCCUACGACCAGGGCGAGGAGGAAGAGGAGGACCAGGAUGAAGAAAGCUGGGACAGACCCAAGAAGCAGAUCAAGAGGCGGCAGGGCCGUAAGAGCAUCUUUGAGCUCUACGAGCCGAGCGAGCUGGAGAGCAGUCACAUGACCGACCAGGACAACGAGAUCCGCUCCACCGACAUGCCUGAAAGGUUCCAGCUGCGAUCGAUCCCAGUCAAAGCAGCUGAGGACGAGGAGCUGGAGGAGGAAGCGGAAUGGAUCUUCAGACAUGGUUUUUCCACACUUACCAUCUCCAUUCAGGAGAGCACGGACUAUUUGGAACGUGGCACAUCAACAAACUUCAGCCGGAGAGGCCCCAGCACCAUCGCCAAAAUCAAAGAGGCGCUCAACUUCAUGAGGAAUCAGCAGUUUGAGGUUCCCUUCAUUGCGUUCUACAGAAAAGAAUACGUCGAACCAGAACUGAACAUCAAUGACCUGUGGAAGGUGUGGCAGUGGGAUGAAAAGUGGACUCAGCUGAAGACGCGCAAGCAGAACCUGACCCGACUCUUUCAAAAGAUGCAGUCCUACCAGUUUGAACAGAUCUCCGCAGACCCUGACAAACCUCUGGCUGACGGGAUCCGCCCGCUGGACACUGCUGAUAUGGAGAGGCUAAAAGAUGUCCAGACUCUGGAAGAACUGAGUGACGUUUACAACCACUUUCUGCUGUACUACGGGCGAGACAUUCCCAAGAUGCAGAAUGCCGCCAAGGCCACCAAGAAGAGACUCCGCAAGAUCAAGGAAGUGACGGAAGAUGGUGAAGAGGAGGAGGUGGAGGUAGAAGAAGAGGAGGAGCAGAAGGGUCCAGACCUCAAGCUGGCGUCCCGCAGGGACAUGUACAGCAUCUGUCAGAGCGUGGGACUCGACGGGCUGGCCAAGAAGUUCGGCUUGACGCCCGAGCAGUUCGGUGAGAACCUGCGAGACAGCUACCAGCGCCACGAGACGGAGCAGUUCCCCGCUGAGCCCGUUGAGCUGGCCAAGGACUACGUGUGCAGUCAGUUCCCAAGCCCAGAGGCUGUCCUGGAGGGCACACGCUACAUGGUGGCCAUGCAAAUAGCCCGUGAGCCUCUGGUUAGGCACGUGCUGCGCCAGACCUUCCAGGAGAGGGCCAAGAUCAACAUCAAGCCUACAAAGAAGGGCAAAAAGGAAGUGGAUGAGGCACACUUUGCCUACUCCUUCAAGUACCUGAAGAAUAAGGCAGUGAAGGAGCUCAACGGAGAUCAGUUCCUCAAGAUGUGUUUGGCAGAGGAUGAGGGGCUGCUGUCUGUCGACAUCUGCAUCGACCUCCUUGGAGUCAAGGGGUAUGCCGGCGACCAGACCUACUUUGACGAGAUCAAGCAGUUUUACUACCGAGACGAGUUCAGCCAUCAGGUGCAAGAGUGGAACAGGCAGCGCACGUCGGCCAUCGAGAGAGCCCUCAACCAGUUCCUCUACCCUCAGAUGGCCAAAGAGCUUAAGAGCAAGCUAAUUGCUGAAGCCAAAGAGAGUAUCGUGCGGUCGUGCUGCCGCCGACUGUACAACUGGUUGAAGGUGUCGCCUUACAGGCCCGACCAACAGGUUGAGGAAGAUGACGAUCUGAUGGACGAGAGUCAGGGCAAAGGCAUCAGGGUGCUUGGAGUUGCCUACGCACCCAGCAGAGACACGCCGGUCUUCUGCGCCCUGAUCAAUGGCGAAGGCGAGGUGGCAGACUUUCUGCGCUUACCGUACUUUAUGAAGAGGAGGAACGCCUUCAGGGAAGAAGAACGGGAGAGGAAGGCCAACGACCUUGAGAAUCUCAAGAAGUUUUUGUCCACCAAGAAGCCUCACGUCGUCGCAGUUGCCGGGGAGAACCGAGACGCUCAAAUGAUCAUGGAGGACAUCAAGAGGACUAUCGGAGAGCUGGAGCAAGAGUCGUCACUGCCCGCCGUUGGCGUGGAGCUGGUCGACAACGAGCUGGCCACGCUUUACAUGAACGGCAAGAAGUCCGAGGCCGACUUUCGGGAUUACCCGCCCUUACUGCGUCAGGCUGUGUCAGUAGCCAGGAAGAUCCAAGAUCCCCUGGUGGAGUACGCUCAGGUCUGCAGCUCUGACGAAGACAUCCUCUGCCUCAAGCUCCACCCCCUGCAGGAGCAUGUGGUGAAGGAGGAUCUCCUCUCGGCUCUGUAUUGCGAGUUCAUCAAUCGGGUCAAUGAGGUCGGCGUGGACGUGAACCGUGCCAUCGCUCACCCUCACACCCAAAGUCUGGUCCAGUACGUGUGCGGUCUCGGCCCGAGGAAGGGCUCGCACCUGCUCAAGAUUCUCAAGCAAAACAACACGCGUCUGGAGAACAGAACCCAACUGGUCACUAUGUGUCACAUGGGUCCGAAGGUCUUUAUCAACUGUGCCGGUUUCAUCAAGAUUGACACGGCGUCGCUCGGGGAUAGUACCGACUCCUACAUCGAGGUUCUGGACGGCUCACGUGUCCACCCGGAGACCUACGAGUGGGCUCGCAAGAUGGCUGUGGACGCGCUGGAGUACGACGAGUCUGCUGACGACGCUAACCCAUCUGGCGCUCUCGAAGAGAUCUUAGAGAACCCGGAACGGCUCAAAGACCUGGACCUUGAUGCCUUUGCCGAGGAGCUGGAGAGACAGGGUUACGGAAACAAGGGCAUCACUUUGUACGACAUCAGAGCCGAGCUAAGUUGCAGGUACAAAGACCUGCGAGUCCCUUACAGAGUCCCCAACACCGAGGAAGUCUUCAACUUGCUCACCAAGGAGACUCCCGAGACGUUCUACAUCGGUAAGUUGAUCACCAGCGUGGUGACCGGUAUCGCUCAUCGGCGCCCCCAAGGGGAGAGCUACGACCAGGCCAUCCGGAACGACACCACGGGCCUAUGGCAAUGUCCUUUCUGCCAGCAGGACAAUUUUCCAGAACUCAGCGAGGUGUGGAACCACUUUGACAGCGGCUCGUGUCCCGGACAGGCCAUCGGGGUGCGCAGUAGGUUGGACAAUGGCGUGCAGGGGUUCAUUCCCACCAAGUUCCUGAGCGACAAAGUAGUGAAACACCCUGAGGAGAGAGUGAAGGUGGGCAUGACGGUCCACUGUCGCAUCAUGAAGAUAGAUAUCGAGAAGUUCAGCGUGGACCUCACGUGUCGCACUUCCGACCUUUCGGACAAGAACAACGAGUGGAAGCUGCCCAAGGAUACCUACUACGAUUUUGACGCGGAAUCAGAAGACCUCAAGUUGGAGGAGGAGCUGAAAAAGAAACAGCAGCGCACGCCGUACAUUAAGCGCGUCAUCGCCCACCCUAACUUCCACAACAUCAGCUUCAACCAGGCCGAGAAGAUGAUGGAGACGUUGGAUCAGGGAGACCUGAUCAUUAGACCCAGCAGCAAAGGAGAGAAUCAUCUCACCGUCACGUGGAAGGUGGCUGAUGGCAUCUACCAACAUGUGGACGUGAGGGAGGAAGGCAAAGAAAAUGCUUUCAGUUUAGGACACACACUGUGGAUCAACAAUGAGGAGUUUGAAGACCUGGAUGAAAUCACAGCACGCUUCAUUCAACCCAUGGCGUCAUUUGCUCGUGACCUGCUGAGCCACAAAUACUUUCAAGAGUGUAACGGAGGAACCAAGGAGAAAAUGGAGGAGCUGCUGGUCAGGACCAAGAGGGAAAAGCCCACCUUCAUUCCGUAUUUUGUGUCUGCGUGUAAAGCUCUGCCUGGAAAGUUCCUGCUGGGAUACCAACCUCGAGGAAAACCACGGGUAGAGUAUGUGACCAUCACCCCGGAUGGCUUCAGGUACCGCUCACAGAUCUUUCCCUCUGUCAACGGCCUGUUCCGCUGGUUCAAGGACCACUAUCAGGAGCCGGUACCAGGCAUCACACCGACCAACAGCAGCACCAGUCGAACACGGACGCCGGCUUCGCUCAACGCCACGCCCGCUAACAUCAACAUCGCCGACCUGACGCGGGCUGUCAACUCGCUCCCACGAAACAUGACCUCGCAGAUGUUCAACGCCAUCGCCGCCGUCACUGGUCAAGGCCAGAACCAAAACCCCAACACCACACCGGCGCAGUGGGGAUCCAGCCAAUACGGAUAUGGAGGAAGCACCGGCGGAGGCGGCAGUUCCUCGGCCUAUCAUGUCUUCGCCACGCCCCAGCAGCCCAUGGCCACACCCAUGAUGACGCCCAGCUACUCGUACGCCACACCCAGCCAGCCAGCUCUGGGCACGCCGCAAUACCCGGGCUCCACCCCUCAAUCUGCACACCCGCACGUGCCGCACCACAACCACCACGGUCACCACACAGCGGGUACGCCCUCCCCAUCUGUAUCAUCUUCACGAGGGCGAACGCCGCAGCAUCAGCAGCCAAAGCCGAGCAGCAGCGUGGGCGGCGGCGGCUCGACGGCAGCGGCUGUGGACUGGGGCAAGAUGGCCGAACAAUGGCUGAAAGAGAAAGAGGCUGAGGGGCGUAAGAAAUCUCAGAGGAUGACCCCGCGACCCUCGCCCAGCCCCAUGAUAGAGAGCACGCCCAUGUCAAUCGCCGGUGACGCCACGCCCCUGUUGGAUGAGAUGGACCGAUAGUAGGACGUCCCCCUGACCCCACCCUUCCCGUCUCCAUCUUUUUCAGUGACAACAUACCGUUCAGUGUUGUAGAAAACUGGCGAACCGUGGUUAACGUUGCUUCGCUUUUAGUUUGGUCUUGGGGGGGCCGGGGCGGUCACAUGGGGGGAUUACCCGGACUAAAAAAGAUAGACGGCUGUUGCCAACAAGGACGGAAUCUUUGUAAGGAACUAAUAAAAAAAAGUUUGACUUUU